GAGAAAUGAUGCAGAAGAGACAGAGGACAAGCAAGAGAGUUCACACUCUCCCAGCUGUAAUUCUGUUUUAAAUGCAGUCUACGCAAAACACUGAUGUGUCGCCGCCUCCUCCCUCCCCACUGCACUCUCUCUCUCUGCUUUAUGUACCGUCUGCUGCUCUAAUCAGAAAGAGGAGAUUUUCUGUGCAGCAGUGUGGAUGUGUGAGCCAUGCCAAACAUAAAGCUACAGGUAAUACACUCUCAUACUUCAGGGGGAUUCUGUCUGCAACAGCAAGACGAUCGGUCUAUGAAGUGACUCCUCUUAUCUCUUAAGAUUCUUCAAAAUCGUUGCAUGUCGUCUUAAACCAGCUUUCAAACUGUGUGUACAUAAGAGAUUGAGUCUUGACCUAAAAGACAUACUCAACAUGCCUAUCACCAUUCAGAACGUCACCGCCACCUCUGCCAUCGUUAGCUGGCCGUCUUCUCCAGGCUGUGUGGACACGUUCUACAGCGUCAUGUAUCACCCUAACUGGAACAGCCUUCUGAUGGGUUACACGCGCAAGAGUUUCCUGCGCGAGGACAGGGUUCCCGUGAGCCAGACGUCUACCAGUCUGGGCGACCUCAGUCCUCAGACCACAUACAUCCUCUGUGUCACCUGCCAGUCUGCCAAUCCCACCAGAGAGCAGUGCCAGGUCUUUAGUACCCUAGAUGCAGACACUGAGCUCGGGGGGAGCGGCAGGGAGUUGGCGAUGGGAGUCUGGCUGGCCAGCAGCAUUCUCUUGCUAAUCAUUGCCGUGGCUCUGCUUUGGGGAUGUCUCCACACCAUGUGUCCAGCAAAGAGGGACCCAGGAAGAGGAAACCAGCCAGGUCCGAACCAUCCACAUCUGCCUCUGACCCCCAUGGAUGGAAACAUGGGAAGUGAAGGAAGAAAAAAUCUAUAUAUGCCCGGUUGCAGCGAGGACGACUCUCAGAACGCAACGGUGAUCGAGAAUCCUUUUCGAGUCGAGCAUGGCAGAGAAAUGGCAAAAGGGCAGAGUUGUGAACUUCGAACACAAAGUAAUAAACACAGAUUUGGCGAGUCAAAAUAACUGGGGAGCCAAAUGUGAUAUACUGCCCCCAAAAUUCAAACUAUUACAACUUACACAAUGAGGACAAUGAACUUGAAGGCAUUUUGAGGAAAUGAGGCUCAGGCAGUUGGGCUGGGCUGAUGGGGUUAAAUUAGCAUUUAAAUGUUGACAACAUCAUUAGCUAAUCAACCAAGAAAACCUAAAGGAGGCCCCAUGGCUUACACUGUACUGGACUUUAAGGUGCACACUGUUUUGGUAUACCUUUCUAAUAAGGUUAAAUUUGUAAACACGAGUUAAUGCAUUCAUUAUAAGAAUUUAUUCAUCUAGGUUUAUGUUAAAUUAAAAAAAAAAAAAUUCCUCCGAUUAUUUGAUUUUUU
Molecule: messenger RNA, 1422 nt
Organism: Pimephales promelas (fathead minnow)
Lineage: Eukaryota; Metazoa; Chordata; Actinopteri; Cypriniformes; Leuciscidae
Gene: fndc9
Product: fibronectin type III domain containing 9
Molecular function (GO): protein binding
Source: RefSeq, a predicted model, not a curated record